This is a messenger RNA of Paramecium tetraurelia, 1149 nucleotides long. RefSeq lists its product as uncharacterized. Lineage: Eukaryota; Ciliophora; Oligohymenophorea; Peniculida; Parameciidae. The record is from RefSeq and is a predicted model, not a curated record. The transcript has 4 exons.
AUGAGUCUAGUAUAGAACAGAAAUAUAUUCACAUUACUCACAGGAGCAGCGGUCUUGACUGGAGCCAGUGUUCUACUUCUAAAAUUUCUGAAGAAACCCGAUACAAACUCAACUAUUGAUCCUCAAGUCAUUGAUAGGGAAGUCAUCAUCAAAGUCUUGAAGGAAUUGAAGAAGGAGCUGUUCAGUGUGUUUCAAAAUUUUGCAGCUGUCGCCGUUAACAUCAAACAACAAUCCAUGGGCAGAGCCAGACCUGAAGACAUUAAGAUGAUGCUCUUAGAACAACCUAUGUUUAGAGGAGAAAUAGAAUAAGUCGAAGAGAUGGUCUAUACCCAAUUCAGAAUUACCAAGUAGUAAUUCGAGCACUAUUGCCAACAUAUCUAUCGCGAUGACCCUAGUGUCAAAGAGUUAUAAAAGCAAAUGAAGGAAUCCUUUGAUAGAUCCUUUUCAGGCUAAUCUCCAGAUCCUAAAACUGAUAUCCCAGCCUUUCUUACUGCCGAUACAACUUUUGAAAUCCUAGAAAAGGUCAUGACUGAAAGUGCCUUGAAAUUGAAUGAAAAAUUGCUUGAAUUCCAAGACAGAGGCGAACAAAUCAAUUUCUAAAGCCCCAAAAUGAUGGAAAUCAUGCAAUCCCUCAAAAUGGAUAGUUCUAAAAAGGAUAUCCUAGAAUAAUAUGGAUUAAAUAAAUUCGAAGAUCCAGGAAGCAAAAUCUUACAAUAUGCCACUCAAGUCUACAGUCAAUAACAAAAUAGCAGUUUCAAUGUCAAAAUGAAAUAACUAGAUAUGAAAUAUCAAUCCAUCAUGGAAUAACUCAUUAUGCAAGGUCCCAUGAGUAAUGAAGAAUUGAAACAAAGAAUGGAGUAAGUCUCAUAAUAGUAAUCCUCAUUCCCAUUCUAAGGUGUUCAAGAUGUUCAAGAUGUUCAUGUACCACAAAUUCCUCCCAAAUAAGAAGAAUAGAAAUAGGAAGAAGAAUAACCAUAACAAGCCCCAUUAGAAAAUGGAAAUGAAGAACCUGAAAAUCAAAAUCAAGAAGCUUAAUAAGAAUAAUUACAAUAAGUAUAAUAAGAAGAAGAAAUUCAUGUAAAUCAACCCUAAGAUAACCAAGCCCCAGAAUAAUAAUAAGUGUAGGAAGAGAACUAAUAAAGCAGCUGA